AUGUCUGGAUUAGAAUUUACAGAUAGGGCCCAGAAUUCGCUUGGUGCCGCCUUCCAGUUGGCCAAGGACUAUGCGCACGCGCAGCUUGCACCUGCUCAUAUUGCCCUUGCGCUGCUUAAUGACGAUACGAGCAACUCUCAAGGAGUUCAAAGUACCAACAAAGAUUCACAGUCACUUUUCAAGAGUAUUUGUGAAAAGAUCGGUGUGAAUAUCUCGGAUCUCGAUACCAAACUUCGAGCAGCUCUCCGCAAGAUUCCUCAGCAGAGCCCAGCGCCUGAUGAUGUGAGCUUGACGGGAGCCGCCAGCAAGAUCCUGAAGAAUGCUCAGCAAUACAAGACGACUCAACGUGAUUCGUACAUUGCGCAAGAUCAUAUCCUUCUUGCAUUGCUGGAUGACAGUACUAUUAGCGCCAUGCUAAAAGAGUGCGGCAUGGCCAACCCCGACCUAAUGAAGAACGCUCUUAACCAAGCGCGUGGUGGUCGCCAUAUUGACUCCAGGACAGCGGAAGCUGGCUAUGACGCGCUUGGAAAGUACUGUACAGAUCUGACGGCCUUUGCUGCCGAAGGAAAAUUGGAUCCCGUUAUUGGACGUGACAAUGAAAUUCGUCGAGUGGUCCGUGUGCUCUCUCGUCGCACUAAAAACAAUGCCGUGCUGAUCGGAAGCCCUGGUGUCGGUAAGACUGCCGUGGUUGAAGGUUUGGCACAGCGCAUUGUGGACCGUGAUGUGCCGCCCAACCUGAUUGGCAAGAUCUAUUCGCUGGACAUGGGUGCUCUCAUGGCCGGUGCGAAGUACAAGGGUGAAUACGAAGAACGUGUCAAGGCCGUCCUGAGCGACAUUGAAAAGACGACAAACGAUGGCACGCCAUGUAUUCUUUUCAUUGAUGAAAUGCAUCUUAUGAUGGCCGGUAAGGGUGGCGACUCUGGCAUGGAUGCGGCCAACCUUCUCAAGCCAAUGCUGGCUCGUGGUAAGCUGCGCUGCAUUGGUGCUACUACGUUGAACGAAUACCGUCAAAGCAUCGAAAAGGAUGCUGCCUUGGAGCGUCGUUUCCAACAAGUGCUGGUCGAGGAGCCGACAGUGGAAGACACUAUUGCCAUUCUCCGUGGCAUUCGCGAGAAGUACGAAUUGCACCACGGUGUGCGUAUUUUGGACAGCUCGCUUGUGUCGGCCGCUCAGCUGGCGAAGCGCUACCUGACAGCGCGCAAGCUGCCUGACUCGGCGAUUGACCUUGUCGACGAGAGCUGUGCGGAUGUUACUGUUUCUCGUGAAACCGUGCCUGAGGCGAUCGACACACUGGAGCGCCGAAAGGUGCGUCUGCAAAUCGCCAUGACUGCCCUGGAGCGUGAGAAGGACCCGCAGAGCAAAGAGCAUCUCGAGGAAACACGCCGUGAGUUGGCUCACCUUGAGGAUGAACUCGCACCGCUGAAGGCCGAAUUCGAGGCGCAGCGUGCGAAAGGUGACGAGCUGAACAAUGUUCGCCGCAAGAUUGAGGAGCUGCGUGCGAAGGCUAACGAUGCUGAGCGUCGCUACGACCUGCAAACGGCCAGUGACUUGAUGUACUAUGCUAUCCCUGACUUGGAGAAGCGCGCGGAAGAGCUGCAGGAGCAGGCCCGUCGCGACGAAGCGGAGGGCAAGACUAACACGGCUAACACCGUCACACCUGAGAAUAUUGCGGCGAUUGUCAGCCGCUGGACGGGCAUCCCCGUCUCUAAGAUGAUGGAGAGCGAGCGUAUUAAGCUGCUCAAGCUGGAGAAGAUCUUGCAGCGUGAGGUGGUUGGCCAGGAUGACGCUGUCAAGGCAGUGGCACAAGCCAUUCGUCUUUCGCGCAGUGGCUUGUCAAACCAGAACCGCCCGAUCGCAAGUUUCUUGUUCUGCGGUCCAUCUGGUACGGGUAAGACGUUGAUGAGCAAGACAUUGGCAUCGUACAUGUUCGACGACCCUGACGCGAUGGUCCGCAUUGAUGCCAGUGAGUACUCGGAAAAGCACAGCAUCUCUCGUCUGAUUGGUGCGCCUCCGGGCUACGUCGGCCAUGACGAAGGUGGUGUGCUGACUGAGGCUGUGCGUCGCCGACCAUUCUCGAUUGUCUUGAUCGAUGAGAUUGAGAAGGCUGCGCGCGAGUUUGUGCAGCUCUUCCUGCAAGUGCUCGAUGAGGGACGUCUGCAGGAUAGCCAGGGUCGCCAGGUCUCGUUCCGCAACACGAUCAUUAUCAUGACGAGCAACCUUGGCUCCAGCUACAUUAAUGAGUCGAAUGAUGAGGACCUCUUGCCGGAGGUGCGUCAGCUAGUCCAGAGUGCGAUCUCAGCGCACUUCCCUCCAGAGUUCAUCAAUCGUAUUGACAGCAUUGUUACAUUCCGCAAGCUGUCACGCAGCGAUGUUCGUCGCAUUGUUGACAUCCGCCUCAAGGAGCUGCAGAAGCGUCUCAUCGACAAUGGCCGUCAAUCUCGCCUUGUAGUAGACGAAGUGGCGAAGGAUUGGCUCAGCAGUGUCGGCUACUCGCCUACGAUGGGUGCUCGACCCCUUGGACGUGCUGUGCAAGAACAGCUUUUGCACCCUCUUAGCAUGCUGCUUCUGCGUGGCCAGAUUCACAAUGAUGAUCCGGAGAUCCGUGUGACGUUCGACAAGUACCGUAAUGCCUUGGUGGUGCAAGCGAACCACGAAGCUGCGGCUACGGUAGACGAGGACGAUGUCGACAUGGAUGAGGAUGACCUUGAAGAGCCCCUGGAUUAA
This is a messenger RNA of Malassezia pachydermatis, 2724 nucleotides long. Its product is annotated as heat shock protein hsp104. The record is from RefSeq and is a predicted model, not a curated record. Gene Ontology annotation, cellular component: cytoplasm; cytosol. NCBI's taxonomy places the organism in Eukaryota, Fungi, Basidiomycota, Malasseziomycetes, Malasseziales, Malasseziaceae. The transcript has a single exon. Gene Ontology annotation, biological process: cellular response to heat. Bases 1 to 2724 code for a protein of 907 amino acids. Gene Ontology annotation, molecular function: ATP binding; ATP hydrolysis activity.